Drepanopeziza brunnea f. sp. 'multigermtubi' MB_m1 is the source of this 2019-nucleotide messenger RNA. RefSeq lists its product as uncharacterized. The record is from RefSeq and is a predicted model, not a curated record. Gene Ontology annotation, cellular component: nucleolus. Gene Ontology annotation, molecular function: RNA methyltransferase activity. Gene Ontology annotation, biological process: rRNA base methylation. NCBI's taxonomy places the organism in Eukaryota, Fungi, Ascomycota, Leotiomycetes, Helotiales, Drepanopezizaceae.
AUGUCUCUCUACUACGAGGCCGCUGACCUUCUGACAGCGCCGACUAACGCAGGUGGUAGCUUAAAGUCAAGGAUAUUCGGCAAGAAGGACUUGAAAUCGCAGCCGGCACAAAUAUACGCAUUGGCGAUUGAAACCUGCAAAUGGAGCUCCGUCCUGAAAGAGAUUGUGGAGAAUGCAGAAAUUCUGCGUCUUGAGCGCAAGCUGACUCCAAUUCUAUCGAUCCUCCUGGUUCACGAUCUUCUGCUGGCGAAAAAGGGCAUUGCUCUUCCCGCGACCCAUGGUCUGAGAACUACAGUUGAGAAGCAUAAGGGAAGACUUCAUGCCGAGCUGGUGAAGGCGAGAAUCCGUCGAAAGAUCAGCUCCUUGGAGGCUUUCAAGGCUUUUAUCGAGGAAGGACUAGAGAAUGAAGCUGAUACAUCGGAUGCGCCAUAUCCUCGCUGGGUCCGGAUCAACACCUUGAAGACUACACUAGAGGAUCAAUUGGAGUCGACUUUUGCUGGGUUGGAGCGGGCGACCAGCAUUGCAGCUGUAAGAAAACGAGGAACGAAGCGACUGUUCAUUGAUCACCAUAUUCCGAAUUUGGUUGCUAUUUCAGCAAGUUUUGAUCUUACAAAGAGUCUUGCUUACAAGUCAGGUCAUAUUAUUUUCCAGGACAAGGCCUCAUGCUUCCCAGCCUACAUGCUUGACCCGCUUCCUCAGGAUGGAGACAUUGUGGAUGCAUGCUCUGCGCCAGGAAAUAAGACCACUCAUCUUGCAUCAAUUCUCCUUGAGCACAGCUCGGAGCCCAAACACUGCUCUCAAACAAUCUACGCUUUCGAGAAGAACAAGGGGAGAGCCGAGACGCUGGAAAAAAUGGUAAAUCUAGCCGGCUCAGACACUUUGACCAAAAUUCGUCCCGGUCACGACUUUUUAAAAUCAGACCCGAAAUCCCCCCAAAUGCAGAAGGUUGGAGCUCUUCUACUAGAUCCAAGUUGUUCCGGAAGUGGUAUUAUAGGAAGGGAUGAUAUGCCAGAAUUACACCUACCCGUCUUGAAGGCAGCGGCUCCCAAACAUGGAGCAAGACCUCCGAAAAAGAAUGCAAAGCUUAAAGCAUCUGAGCCUACCCCUGAGUCACGCAAGCGCAAACGUGAAGAGCAUGACCCGGCUAUGGAUGUGAUGGUGGAUGAUGAUGGCGAGGUGACAGCAAUUAGCUCAGAGGAUGAGCUAAAAAAUCGAUUAGAAGCAUUAUCUAAGUUCCAACUUGAGCUGCUUCUUCAUGCAUUCAAGUUCCCGAGUGCCCAAAAGAUCACAUAUUCAACAUGUUCAGUUCAUGCUGAGGAGAAUGAGACUGUUGUUCAAAAAGCUCUGGAGCAACCGAGCGUGCGAGAGGCGGGAUGGCGAAUUCUGAAGCGUGAAGAGCAGAUCAGAGGCCUAAAGGACUGGCCCGUUCGAGGUGACCUGGAGGCUGCCGGUGGGGAUGAAGAGAUCGCAAAGAGCUGCAUAAGAGCGAAUAAGGAAGAUGAGCACGGAACUAUGGGUUUUUUCCUGGCUGGCUUUGUUAGAGACGGGGGUCGGACGAAAGAGAUGGAUAAACAUUUCCUUCGAGACGAACGAGGCCAUCUUGUGCGGGAUAUCAUGGGCUUCCCUGCCCGAUCAGAUGUGGAAGAGCCUGGAGAGACCCCUGAGGAGGCGCAUGAAGAUUCGGCCACAGAAGCUGAUGGUUUGGGUGGUUUUGAAGAAGAACAGAAGGAAGAGGUCAUCCCUCAGACUGUGGAAGCCGUAAGACCUCUAGUGUCUGGAAAGGACAAAAGCUUGAAGGUUGCCAAAGCCGAAGCUCCUGCAAAAGCCAGAAAGAAAUCAGCCGAGAAGGAAAGAAGCUCGAAGGCUGAAGCUCCUGUGAAGGACAACAGUACGAUCUCAGCUCCUCCGAAGGAAACCAACGCAAAGCCGCCUAAAGCUGUAGUCAACAAGCAUUCGCACAGUGCUAUGCUCAACCGAACCCAGCUUAUCAAACCAAACAAGAAGCAGAAGAAGAAAUAA